Asparagus officinalis (garden asparagus) is the source of this 1505-nucleotide messenger RNA. Its product is annotated as zinc finger protein-like 1 homolog. The transcript has 10 exons. Gene Ontology annotation, cellular component: Golgi apparatus. NCBI's taxonomy places the organism in Eukaryota, Viridiplantae, Streptophyta, Magnoliopsida, Asparagales, Asparagaceae. The coding region runs from base 101 to 1168 and encodes 355 amino acids. The record is from RefSeq and is a predicted model, not a curated record.
UCUCAUUUAUUGAUCUCAGAUCUCUCUCUCGAAAUCCUUAAAACCCUAUUUGAUUUCGAGCUCGUUUCGGUAUCAAAAUCUCGACCUCGAUCUCGAUCCGAUGGUCGUCUGCAAAUGUCGCAAGGCGACCAGGAUUUAUUGCUUCGUGCACAAGGUUCCAGUUUGCGGGGAAUGCAUAUGUUUCCCUGAGCACCAGAUUUGUGUGGUAAAAAACUACUCCGAUUGGGUAGUCAAUGGGGAUUAUGAUUGGCCUCCUACAUGUUCCGUAUGCAAUAUUGUUCUUGUAGCUGGAACAGAUACUACUCGAUUGGGUUGCUUGCAUGUUAUGCAUACUACCUGCCUGGUGUCACAUGCUCAGAGUUUUCCUCCUCAGACAGCACCAGCAGGAUAUGUUUGCCCUUCUUGUUCUUCUCCUAUAUGGCCUCCGAAAAGCAUUAAAGAUACAGGAUCCCGCCUUCACUCGAAGUUGAAAGAAGCAAUAAUCAUGAGUGGCCUGGAGAAAAAUAUCUUUGGAAAUCAUCUGGUUUCAUUGCCAACAUUAGAGUCCCGUGCUCCCCCUCCAGCUUUUGAUUCAGAUCCGAUUACCAACAUAUCCAGUGUCGAAGACAGAAAAUCACCUGGUUCGAGCUCAGUCAUAAAUGCAACGUUACCAUCUCCUUCAGUUUCUGUGGGGACUUUUAAACAUUCAGAACCAGAGAUAGUUGAAAUAGAUGGUCCCAGUUCUUUAGGGAGCCAAUUUGUGGCAGACAAAGAUCCAAAAUUCGUGAAAAGUGGGAGUCUUCCAGGGCCUGGUGCUGCAACGAGAAAGGGACCUCACCUUGUUGAAAGACAAAAUUCUGAAAUAUCAUAUUAUGCGGAUGAUGAAGAUGGAACACACAAAAAAUAUACUAGAAGAGGUUCCCUCCGUCACAAGUUCUUGAGGUUCUUGCUGCCAUUCUGGUCUAGUGCAUUGCCGACCCUACCCGUGACAGCACCUCCACGCAAAGAUAGAAUUAACCUAGAUGAUGCUACGGAAGGACGUGUACGGCAGCAAAGAUCAUCUAGGACGGACCCCAGAAAAAUUUUACUAACAAUGGCAAUCAUGGCAUGUCUGGCCACAAUGGGCAUAUUGUAUUACAGAUUAGCACAGAGUCUUGCUGGCGACGUACUAGAAGAUGAGCCUCAAUGAGUAAGCUGUUGAUUCCAUUUCUAAUGGUGUCAUUUUGUACUUUAUGCAUGCACAAUUUAUUUGUACUGCAAAGUAAUUCUGAGCUUCAUGCAGAACACCCACACUACAAAUUGCUGCUACUGAGUGCUCUUAUGUUUCACUAAAUGGGGGAAUUUGGAAGAGAAUUUUGCUUCCCGUCUUCGUCUUCUCAUCUAUUUUGUUGUUAUCCUUGUGCUUUCAGUACAAUAUGAAGCUUUCUCAUAUUUACUGCUUGUUGUAUCCAAGGCUCAGAAGCAUAUAUUGUUCAGAAUUAUGUACAAUCUUAUGAAUGAGAAAGGCAGUUUGAGAUUUAGUGGCC